AUGUUGCUGGGGAAGAGACAGAGACCGCCGAUAAAGAGAACCAUGAGUCUGUCUGAGAUCAAGUUCGAUUUGAACUCACCUACCCAACCAGACCCGUCCGAUCACCAUGAUCAGAGUCAGAUCCCAUCUUCUUCCCGGAAACAGCUAUUGACCGUCGAUGAACACCGUCAGGUCCAUCAUGGCAGAGGAGAUAGGGCGUUUUGUAGCUUAGAGUGCAGGCAACAGGAGAUUAGAGUGGACGAGAGGAAAAAGAAGAUUCCGGUGGGAUCCACCGUCGUUGUCUCCGGUGCCGUUAAAGGAGAGAGGGUUUCUGCCGCCGUGUAG
Molecule: messenger RNA, 324 nt
Organism: Arabis nemorensis
Lineage: Eukaryota; Viridiplantae; Streptophyta; Magnoliopsida; Brassicales; Brassicaceae
Source: the annotation of a GenBank genome assembly